UUGGGGUAGGCCAGUUUCGAAAAGUUUUCAAAAUUCAAAAAAUAAAAAUAAAAACAAAGAGAAUCGAUCUUUUGUCAAGCAUGGAAUUAGAUGAAUCCAAUUUGCAUAACAAGAACACCGAACAACUUGUUGACCGUAUGAUGUCAUUUCUUGAAGAACCAAUUGAAAUAUUCAAACAUGAAGAUAUCGGUGAGUCAAAGAAUCCGCUCUGUACGGGAAUUAAAACCAUUGUUGGGAUGUUCCCAGCGCCUGCUGUCCCUCCGCAGCCAUUGACUAACUUCAAUUCAAGUUUUCCGAACCAACGAGAAGAUCAGAAUCCAUUUCCGAGAAAUUCGAGCAUGAAAGAGAAUAAUAAGUAUGAAAAAGCUUGUCGCCACAAGGAUCCGUAUAUGCAUGAGGUAAAUAGAUUGAUGUUCUGUUCGACUAUGGGCCAUCCACCGCAUGGUUCGCCGGAGUAUUUUGAAGCUGCAGAAAACUACGCCCUAUAUGGGAAGGAGUUUUUGGACUUUCCCAUUGAUAUAAAAUUCCCAAGACCAAUGGAAAUGAUUAGCUGCUUAGAUGGCGAUAAUUCAACGCAACUUCAGAGCGGAUUUGCAAAAUCCUAUCAAAAUCAAGGAUUUGGACAACAACCAAAUAAUAAGUAUCCAAAUUUGGGAACUCCUAGUGCCCCAGCUCAGCUACCUGUGAUGUUAAAUCCUGCAAACUAUUGGGCGAGUUAUCCAUUCUAUCAAACACCAAAUAUGAUGCAACCACUGAUGUAUACAAAUCCCUUCCUGAUGACACAAUAUUUGAAUAUGUUUGUGAGGGAAACGCAAAUUAAUACGUCCAUAGUUCAACAGCAUCAAUUUUUGUCUGGAGUUGCAGGAGGAGGAGCAGGCAUUCAAGAACGACUUGUUUAUGCUCAAAUGCUGCAGCAACAGAUUCAAACAAAUCAAGCUCCUCCUCAAACUCAAGCAAGUUUUUCCAGCUUUUCUGGAUAUGUGGGCAAACAAAACUUAAAAUUGCAAGACAUCAAGACCACUGAACUUAAUCAAAGUUGCGAUUUUAUGAAAAAUAACUUAAAUGGGGCCAAUUUGUAUGAGAAACAUUUAGAAUUGGAAGAAUGAUUUGUUGAUUUGAUUUAUUUAGAACAUUUGUAUGCAUAAUUUGAAUUUCAUAUUUAAAUAUUUAAUU
Messenger RNA from Eupeodes corollae, 1173 nucleotides. RefSeq lists its product as uncharacterized. Lineage: Eukaryota; Metazoa; Arthropoda; Insecta; Diptera; Syrphidae. The transcript has 2 exons. Bases 81 to 1106 code for a protein of 341 amino acids. The record is from RefSeq and is a predicted model, not a curated record.